GUAGUUCAUUACCGAAUUGCCACUCUGAUAUCUCUAAUUUGGUUUUGUUUCUAAACAAAAAUAAAUGCAUAACUCUCCCAAUUAUCAUUUAGUUUUAUCUAACUGCCAAGGCUUAAAAAAACGUGUUAUAAUUAUUAAAGAGACCAAAUUAGUUAUACAAUGUCUCGUCAGCUAGGGUUAAUUAUGUCACAAAAUAAUCAAAACUUAUAGUUGAUUUUACAUGUUUUAUUUUUGUAUAUAUAUAUAUAUAUUCAACCAAAAAAAAUAACAUGUCAUAAUAAUAAUAUCCAUGUAAUAACAAAUUACGUACGGCUCUAAAAGCUUGAUGGCUAACUAACUUUCCUUAAAAUUAACUCAACCUCCCACAACCUUAAAUAAUAACUCCCUAAUUAACUCUGUAAAGAUCUCUUUUCUCUUAAAAGUAAUAAUUAAAAAAAACCUAUAGCAAAUUAGUUCUACGUAUAUCAAAAAAGAAAAAGAAGAAAAAAAAAAAUAAAAAAGAAAACAUAUAUACGUACAUAUAAAUUUAUGCCGGAGAUAUGCCCGGAGGACACGUGGCAUCAGCACAGAUCCUAGAGGUGAAUAUCUUAUCGGCAAAUGACUUAGCUACGGUGGCCAAGUUGAUGAAAACAUUCGUGGUCGCCUGGGUUCAACUCGACCGGAAAGUGAGAACCCGGGUCGACCCGAACGGGCAUACUAACCCGACGUGGAACGAGAAGCUCGUUUUUCGAAUCAACUACGACUCUCUCAUUCUCAACGACUCCGCCGCCUCUCUCACCGCCGAGAUCUACUCAACCUCGGCACGUGGCGUCGACACGCUCGUCGGGAGCGUGGUCGUUCCCAUCAGCAGCCUCUUUCCUCCUUCCUCUAUCGCCUCACAUUCCAAGAUGCAGUUCAUGACUCUCCAGAUUCUCCGGCCCUCGGGUCGGCCUCAGGGGGUUCUCAACGUCGGAGUCUCUUUAUUGGAAGGAACCAGACGAAGCUUCGAUCUAAGUUCCGUCGCGCAAUCGGAUCAGAUACCCGACCCGAAAACUUUCCAUAACAACAACCAUAAAAACCAGUUCGCCAAUGGGUCAAAGGCGACGCCAAAAAAUCAGUUACGGCACUCGAAAAGUGAACGAUCGAUAAUGAGCGGAGCUCAGGCGGCGGAUAAAAAGGGAUCGAUGUGUUCAGACGUGGGACCAUCGCCGUCGGUGGUGGCGGCGGCAAUCGCGAUGGGAUUAUAUCCUCGAGGAGCGGCGACGGCGACAACGAUGACGGAGGAUGAUCAGACGGCGGCUAGAAGCUCGAUUGUUCUGAAUAAUUGGAUCGAAGAUGAUAGCGUGGAAGGGCUUAAGACGAAAAUCGAGAGGUGGCGAUCGGAGAUUCAUCCGAUUUACGAGAGGAGGCAGCAGCAGGUGAAUAAAAUCAAUUACGGAAGGUCGAGUUAUCGGAGGAACAACAACAAUGAGGCGGCGCCGGUGGCAAAGAGGUCGGAGCACAGACGGGCCGGGUCGGGUGGCGGGUUGUUCUCGUGCUUUGGGACGGCUUAUGGUUGCGAGUUUUCGAUAUCUUGUGGUGGUGGUAGCCGUAGGCAUAAUAGUAAGAAGUUUGAUAAUAAUGGGGACAAGACUCAUCUUAGCCUAUCUGAAUUUUCAUACGAUGAUCCGUAUGUAUAGACUUUCAUCAAUUCUUUCUUUUUACUAUAGAGAGUUUUUCUUUUUUCCCUUCUUAAACAAUUUUAUGUAUAUAACAUUUGAUGAUCAUGAUAUAUAUUAUGCAUGCACUUACGCAA
Molecule: messenger RNA, 1774 nt
Organism: Cannabis sativa
Lineage: Eukaryota; Viridiplantae; Streptophyta; Magnoliopsida; Rosales; Cannabaceae
Exons: 1
Coding region: 540-1658 (372 amino acids)
Biological process (GO): defense response
Source: RefSeq, a predicted model, not a curated record